ACAGUUGGUCCGAGCUGCCGAAAGGUCUGGUCGCAGAGACAGGAACGUGUAAUCCUCAGCGUGCUCCAGCCCACAGCUUCGCUCUACUGCUCGGCAGGGCAGCUGGCCUCUGGGCACCGGCGGCCCCUCUGCCUCGCGGAAAAGCCUGAUGAAGUCCUCCGAUAUUGAUCAGGAUUUAUUCACAGACAGUUACUGCAAGGUGUGCAGUGCACAGCUGAUCUCCGAAUCGCAGCGUGUGGCCCACUACGAGAGUCGAAAACAUGCAAGCAAAGUCCGACUGUAUUACAUGCUUCACCCCAGGGAUGGAGGGUGUCCUGCCAAGAGGCUCCGGUCAGAAAAUGGAAGUGAUGCCGACAUGGUGGAUAAGAACAAGUGCUGCACACUCUGCAACAUGUCAUUCACUUCAGCGGUGGUGGCCGAUUCCCAUUAUCAAGGCAAAAUCCACGCCAAGAGGUUAAAACUCUUGCUAGGAGAGAAGACCCCAUUAAAGACCACAGCAACACCCCUGAGCCCACUUAAGCCCCCACGGAUGGACACUGCUCCGGUGGUCGCAUCUCCCUAUCAAAGAAGAGAUUCAGACAGAUACUGUGGGCUCUGUGCAGCCUGGUUUAAUAACCCUCUGAUGGCCCAGCAACAUUAUGAUGGCAAGAAACACAAAAAGAAUGCGGCAAGAGUUGCUUUGUUAGAACAACUGGGGACAACCCUGGAUAUGGGGGAACUGAGAGGCAAAGCAUGCUUCAGUAUGAGACAUCUCCUCCACAAUGGAAAGAUGAGAACAGUUACUGAAGAUCAUCUGUGGUUACUCAUAGUUAGGCAUAGUUCCCGGCUUUCUUUGUUCUUCAUUGCCACCGUGGAAACAAAAGGCAGAUGAAAGCUUCUCGACUGCUUGGGAUCAGUUCUUAUCUAGUGUGUGGGCACAGACAUGUGCUUGGUUAAACACACUGGGAAGGCAGCCAUGGAGAAAUGUACAGGAAUUCUAAAGCUGCGAAGGAAUUUACACCUGCACCUCAUAGCUCAGAAUAGAACAUGGCCUCCAUGGUAUCUUCAAAUUCCAAAACUUCUCCAGUUUCAUCCCAAGAGUUAUACACUCAUGAAGAAUCUGACACAGGAACAAGUAGAUAAGGUUUGACUUUGCCUCCUCAUACCCUUUUUUUACUCAGAGAAAACUUUGGUAUCUUUUAAAUAUCUUCCCUAGGGAAACUGGGACAGUCAUUUUGGUCUCAUGAAAUAUGGCUUAUAUGUGAGGUUUCCAGAGCUGCUAGAAUGGAAAUGAUCUCUGCUCCUUCUGAGCAUAUGCACGGCAGUGCUCCUCCUCUAAAUCUGGUAGUAUAUUGUACACAUUCCCUCCAAUCCUCUUGACUUAGCUCACAUAUCCUGGGGAUGGAGAAAUGGAGAGAAUAUUAAUAGCCCUCCUCUAGCAGAUAGCUUUUCUAGGGAAGAGGCUAAACUUGCCACAACUUUGCCAGGUUGUUCUUAUGAAGGAAGAACAUACCUGUGUAUUAGGUUUGAAAACAAUCUUUACCUUGGUACUAGAUAGAGUUAAUGAUAUAUUGUCUUAAAGGGAUGACCCUAUUUGACCCAGUGAGAAAACUGGGACAGCCAAAUGGUCUGAAGUAUUUGGCUUCUCUAGUCUCCUGAUAGCCACAUUGACUGUGUAUGUGUGAUGUCCCUCUCAGCCACAAUGAUUAGGAAGACUAAAUGUUUAAUUAUUUUUCCUACUCUUUGCCCUUGAUAACCUAGCAUAACUUUUGUUGGAUACCCUAUAUUAUUGAAUGUUCACCCGCUAGAACAGUGCGCCAUUUGGUGCAGGUAUGAAUUUUUUUAUGGCCUCUAAGUUUAACAGAUAAAGUACCAGAUGACUAAUUGAAUUUGAAUUUCAGAUAACAACUCUUUUAACCUGCGUACAAUAAGUAUGCAGGUAUUUGGGACAUACUUAUACUAAAAAUCUGUUUGUUAUUUAUCCAAAAUUCAAAUUUAAUUGAGCAUCCUGUAUUUUUAUUUGGUAAAUUUGACAACCUUAAUGACCUGCCAACUUUUUCAGGUUUAAAUAUCUUUAAAAGUUUAAAUUUCAAUCAAAUAAAGAGUAUAAGGCCAUUUUAGAGAGAGGAAAUGAGUUCACUUUAUUUUUAUUUAUUUUAUUAUUAUCAUUAUUUUAGACGGAUUCUCGCUUUGUUGCCCAGGCUGCUUGUUCAUGAUCCCAACAUUUGUAAAGUCAUUUAAAAAAAGAAUAACUGAAACCUUAUAUCCUUUGACUAAUAAAUCCUAGAGAUCUAAUAGGCAGAGUGCCUAAACUUAAAAAUACUGUAUUGUAUACUUAAAAAUACUGUAUUGUAUACUUAAAAAUUUGCUAAGAAGGCAGAUCUUAUGUUAAGUGCUUUUAUCACAAUUAAAAUAAUAAGAAUAAAAAAAGAGGGCAGAGGAAACACAGAGGUGAUGAAUGGGUAAGAGCACAGAUUGUGAUGAUGGUUUCAAAGGUGUACAUUUAUCUCCAAAUGCAUCAAGUUGUGUACAUGAAAUAUUUAUAGCUUUUAGUAUGCCAAUCCUACUUCAAUACAGUAGCUUAAAAAAUAAAAGAAUAAAAUCACUAAAACACUGUUUUUUAGAAUAAUUCUUUUCUGUACAAAUUCUUGAGAUGUUUAAAGUGUGCAAAAAAAUCUGAGCUUUUCUUUCAUUCCCAUUUGUCUAACAAGAUUUGGAAAGUCACCUAACCAAAAUAAAUGUAAAUGUUUUUUCCACA
Homo sapiens (human) is the source of this 2737-nucleotide messenger RNA. It is a transcript of the gene ZMAT4, whose product is annotated as zinc finger matrin-type 4. The record is from RefSeq and is a predicted model, not a curated record. Bases 149 to 871 code for a protein of 240 amino acids. The transcript has 6 exons. Gene Ontology annotation, cellular component: nucleus. Gene Ontology annotation, molecular function: zinc ion binding; nucleic acid binding. Lineage: Eukaryota; Metazoa; Chordata; Mammalia; Primates; Hominidae.